UUCGAAAACCGUAAAUCUCUGAUUAUGGUAAAAACUCGAAGCAAGCUUGAAUGAGUUGCAGCUGCUGAACAAAUUAUUCCAAAUGACUACAUCGACCCCAUCGGUCCUAAAUCUCUCUGUUCUUUCUUCUUCCACCUCCGUUGAUCUUCGGCCGGCCAUCACUCCGAAAUUCCUUCCAUCCAAUCCAAUCAACUGCCCUGCUUUUACCUCCCUCCCAAAACCCUCACCUCGUUCACCAAUUCCUCCUCGGCUGAGAACAGCAGCAACUCCCAUGGCCGCCGAGCAAAGCGGAAGCGCCGUCGACAACCCCGAUGGAAUCAUGAAGCUACUGUUCGUGGAGAUGGGAGUCGGCUACGACCAACACGGGCAGGAUAUAAAUGCUGCGGCGACGCGCGCUUGCAGGGACGCUAUCUCUUCCAAUUCGAUUCCUGCUUUCCGUAGAGGGUCUAUUCCUGGAGUCUCAUUUGAGCAAAUGAAACUACAGAUCAAACUGGGAGUCCCACAUUCUCUGCAGCAUGGGAAGAUUGUGAGUGUUGAAGUCGUUGAUGGAGGACUGAUAUGCUCAAGUGGUGUACAUGUAGAAGAAAUGGGUGAUAAGAAUGAUGACUGCUACAUUGUGAAUGCUGCUGUUUAUGUUGGCUACUAGUUUUUCCUUUCCCUUUCCAAGGUUUCUUCGAGGUUAGCAUCCUCUUGUUGUUGACCUGGUUUAGUUUUCUUGUAAAAUACCCCAACUUCUAUCAGCUUUUCCGAAGACUAGCUUGGACCAUCUGUAGUCUGUUCCUGCUUGUAUUCUUAUGUGCUGUAUUCUAUCUUGACGGUUUCAUCAGUUUUAACGAUUUUUCUAUGCACUAUGAUUAUAUUGGUUCUCUCGUUAGAUGACCCAUUAAUUUAGUUCCUUAAGAACUACAUUAGGACUGCUGAAUUGGAACCUUUAGUCUUCUAUUAUCUACUAAUGGUAGUCAAUUUGACGAAUUGAUAGCUGAGAAGAAUGUUAUUGAGAAUGCAUUGCUAUUAUAUAACACUUUGGGACAAACUUAUUAGAUCUUACUGCAGUCUCCCUGUGGCCUUCAGGCAAGGUAUAUGACACAUUACAACCAAACAUCAUCUUUUACAGACUUUCAAUUCUCACUUCUAACCAUUAUCACUUAUGUGAUUACAGAUGUUAUCAGCACUUUUCAAUCAUUACCUAUCUAUUGACAAAUUAUUGUCUUUAGGAAACCAAUCACUUUGCAAAUCAAACUAUACUCCUUAUUGACGCAACCCCGUAUGCUUAAUACGAGGGAUAUGCGACGGUGGAGAGAUGAAUGAUGAAGGCAAACCAAAAACUAUUAGGAGAAGACUAAGUUCUAUUGUUGUGUUUAUGAUCACAUGAUGAGAGCUGCAUAAAGGAGCUGGUUCCAGGUAUCAGGCAGUCCAGGCAAGCACCAGUGGCUGCAAUCUGUGCCUCCACCACCACCAUAAGCAGCAGGGUGAGCAUCUUUCCUCAACUGCGACAAAGUCGUUAUGUCUAGUAGAUAUACUUGUUUCUUCAUUGUCAUCAACACUUUGUUCACAAUUGCAGCAGCUGGAGGUGAACCGGCGGGAUAAAUUGACCCGGAUAAGGGCUCUGCUUCUCCACUACAAGUCCUCUUUGGUUGAUUCCACUCCUGGCCUCUGGAUUUCACAAGACAUCAUCAGCAAGUAAGUCCCCUCUUAACUUGAAACGCAGAAGCCCACAGAUAGGAAUGAAUAUAAGCUUACUGAUAAUGGGUGGGGGAGAUCCCUUGGAAGAAGACCUUGGUCUUGGCAGGGUCGACAUUGUUGUCCACCCAUUUAGCCCAUGUAUUCAAACCUUUGUUGAAUGCAUCUAGCCUGUUCAUGUCUUUGGAUAGCGACGAUCCGUCUCUGAUGUAGUCCCACCUGCAUUGUCACAGCCGUUAAGAGAAUCUAUAUCUUUACAUUGCAAGCAACAAAUGGUGGCUGGGAUUUGGACAAGCUGAUAUUGUUUUACCCUUGAGAUUUGGCGCCGGUGUGAGUCCACCAAUGCCAGGAGUUGAAGACGAGCACGUCCAUCCCUUUCCAUGCAUUCCCUGCUCUAAUGGAAUCCAACGUCAGUACCCUUCCGACAUUUUCUUGGAUUAUGUCCACCAAGUACGGCGUCCGGUACAUGUACAGUGUCACCCCGUAAUCCUGCAAACAUAUGGAUUGACACGGCCAACUUCUUGCUUAGAAAAUGCAAAUUCUGAUUGUCACCACAUACACGGUCUGCUUGUUCUCAGCAGUACAUCACCGGCGCAAACAUCGUUUAUAAAAUUGUCACCGCAUAACCUGGCGCUUAAGUUAAGAUUGCGCAAAUCACUUACCC
This is a messenger RNA of Linum tenue, 2344 nucleotides long. The record is from the annotation of a GenBank genome assembly. NCBI's taxonomy places the organism in Eukaryota, Viridiplantae, Streptophyta, Magnoliopsida, Malpighiales, Linaceae.